Molecule: messenger RNA, 1342 nt
Organism: Rhinolophus ferrumequinum (greater horseshoe bat)
Lineage: Eukaryota; Metazoa; Chordata; Mammalia; Chiroptera; Rhinolophidae
Gene: ACBD6
Product: acyl-CoA binding domain containing 6
Exons: 8
Coding region: 360-1208 (282 amino acids)
Molecular function (GO): protein binding; fatty-acyl-CoA binding
Source: RefSeq, a predicted model, not a curated record
CGCGCCGCCCGCGCUCCCGUCGCCCCGCCCCUGCCGCCCACCGCCCCUCUCCAGGACUCCCAGACCCGUUCGCGGUUGGUGGGUUCUCGGACGAUCCCGAGCGCACAGUGAGCCCCCGGAAGCCGGAGCGGGCAGGUCAACGGGGGAGAGCAGUAGAGCGUAGCAGAGCCUGCCCUGCACGCCCAGGGAGAAGGAGGAAGGAGGCAGAGUUAGGUGAGGGAGCGCGGAGUAAGUGAGCUGGGGACCGACUCCAGCUCGGGUUCAGGACCCAGACUGGUCCGCCCGGUCCCCAAGCCGGUGUUACACCCCCGAUCUGUAAGAAGACAGAGCGGACACAUUGACGGAUCGGAUAAGGGCAUAUGGCCUCUCCAUUCCUGUCCGCUGGGGCCACCACGGGUGACAGCAGCGGAGAGAUGAGCUCUGGGGACGACUCCGGUGAUGUGGAUUCCCUCCAGAGCCCCGAGACCGAGGCGUCCAAGAGAUUGACAGAGCAGUUUGAGAAGGCUGCAGCACACCUCCAAGGCCUGAUUCACGUGGCCAGCAGGGAGCAGCUUUUGUACCUGUAUGCCAGGUACAAGCAGGUCAAAGUUGGAAAUUGCAAUACUGCUAAACCAAGCUUCUUUGAUUUUGAAGGAAAGCAAAAAUGGGAAGCAUGGAAAGCACUUGGUGGUUCAAGCCGGAGCCAAGCAAUGCAGGAAUAUGUUGCAGCAGUUAAAAGCUUAGACCCAGGUUGGAAUCCUCAGUUAUCAGAGAAGAAAGGAAAAGAAGCAAAUACUGGUUUUGGUGGGCCAGUUGUUAGUUCUCUUUAUCAUGAAGAAAUCAUCAGGGAAGAAGACAAAAAUAUAUUUGAUUACUGCAGGGAAAACAACAUUGACCAUAUAACCAAAGUCAUCAAAUCGAAAAACGUGGAUGUGAACAUGAAAGAUGAAGAGGGCAGAGCUCUCCUGCAUUGGGCAUGUGAUCGAGGACAUAAGGAACUAGUCACAGUCUUGUUACAAUAUAGAGCUGACAUUAAUUGUCAGGACAACGAGGGUCAAACAGCUCUACAUUAUGCUGCUGCCUGUGAGUUUUUGGACAUCGUGGAGCUGCUGCUCCAGUCUGGCGCUGACCCCAUGCUCCGAGACCAGGACGGCUGCCUGCCGGAGGAGGUGACAGGUUGCAAGGCCGUGUCUUUGGUGUUGCAGCAGCACACGACUGGCAAGGCUUAAUCAGAAGAUUGGAAAGCCACAGUCUGUAGCAGCACAGGGCUUCUGUGAUGGAAAAAAAUGGCGAAAAUAAUACUUCUUUUGCCACCCAUCUUUGGUGUACACUGGCUAAUAAAAUCAGUUCUGAGGAACGGGGA